Hypanus sabinus (Atlantic stingray) is the source of this 5932-nucleotide messenger RNA. Its product is annotated as integrin alpha-3-like. Gene Ontology annotation, biological process: cell adhesion mediated by integrin; integrin-mediated signaling pathway; leukocyte migration. The record is from RefSeq and is a predicted model, not a curated record. Lineage: Eukaryota; Metazoa; Chordata; Chondrichthyes; Myliobatiformes; Dasyatidae. Gene Ontology annotation, cellular component: integrin complex; external side of plasma membrane. Gene Ontology annotation, molecular function: integrin binding. The coding region runs from base 149 to 3349 and encodes 1066 amino acids. The transcript is spliced from 26 exons.
GCGGGUAUGUAAUUGUGUCCGGAAGAGCAGAGUGCUCCGUGCGCAGGUUUGAAGGACAGGCGUGUACAGGGUGUGGAGGAGCUGGAGGGAGAGACGGGGAACUCAGAAUCACUGAGCAACUGCAACUAACACUACCUUUGAAAUAGACAUGGCGCCUUGUGCUGCCCGUCCGUUUCAGCCUAGCGUUUACUUUCUCGUGUCAGCUGCCGUGUCGAUCUCCUCUGCUUUUAACGUCGAUGUGACGAACCCGAUCAUUAAGAAGGGUCCAGACGGCAGCUACUUCGGAUAUUCGGUUGCUUUGCACCGACAGCUGAAAAAACUGGAUCGCUACCUGUUGCUGGUUGGUGCACCCCAGGCAGCAGGUCUCGAAGAUCAAUUGGCAAACCGCACAGGAGCUUUAUUCUACUGCCCAGUUACGGCAUUGCAGGAUGACUGUGAACGAGCUCUGUUUGAAAAACCAACCAAUCCAAACAAAGAAAGUAAGGAAGAUCAAUGGCUUGGGGUCACAGUGGAAAGUCAAGGACCUGGUGGGAAAGUGUUGGUAUGUGCACAUCGGUAUGAGAUGAGACAACUGAGCUCACAAGACGAGAAGAGAAUUUUGGUGGGUCGCUGCUUUGUCAUCAGUGACGACAUUGCCAUCAAUCCAGAUGAUGACUGGGAUACAUCACCAGUGCAGUUCUGUGAAAAUGUAGGGAAUGACCACCAUCAACUGCUAAUGUGUCAGCAGGGCAUGUCUGCGGGAUUUACACGGCCCAAUCACUAUGCAUUUUAUGGGGCACCAGGUGGCUGGAACUGGCAAGGAACCGUCCAAGUUUCACAAAAGAACAUCACAUUUUUGGAGCUCAAUAUACUGGAAGAUGGUCCUUAUCUGCUCCCGGAUGUAUCACUGAGUCACAGCUACAUUGGCUACUCUGUCACCUCUGGAAAGCAGAUCACACAUACAGAUAACUUCAGCUACGUUGCAGGAGGCCCCCGUCAUAAUCACACAGGGGCGGUAUUUGUGCUGGAGCAAGGGAAAACAGAUGAUCUGUAUAUAAAACACAUUAUAGCAGGACAUCAAACAGGGUCAUAUUUUGGGAGUUCUGUAGCCGUUGCUGAUCUUGACAAUAACAGUUGGCAGGACCUUAUUGUUGGAGCUCCACACUACUUUGACCACAGAAAGGAGAUCAGUGGUGCUGUGUAUAUUUAUAUGAAUGAGGCGGGGAAGUUCUCUGAUAAACCAACCCUGGUGUUGAAUGGUUCAUUGGGCUCCAUGUUUGGUCACACAGUCAGCAGCAUUGGAGACAUUAACCAAGAUGGAUUUCAAGAUAUUGGCAUUGGAGCUCCUUAUGAUGAUUAUGGUAAACUUUUUAUCUACAAUGGCGGGAAAAACGGACUGGCUCCUGAACCUAGUCAGAUAAUUAGUGGAGAAAACCUGAGUGGUAACCUGAGUGGUAACCUGAGUGUCGAGACAUUUGGAUACUCAAUCAGUGGAGGGCUUGAUGUCGAUAGCAAUGGAUAUCCUGACCUUCUAAUUGGAACGUUAUCUGACAGGGCUGUUUUACUGAGAUCUCGGCCAGUUAUUAAUAUAAAUGAAACUUUCAGCGUGCGGCCAAAAAUCAUUGAUCCUAACAAUUGUAAAAACAAUCCCUGCAUCAAGGUGAAAGUUUGUUUCUCAUACACUGUGAGUACCGGAGAUAAAAACUACAAUCAUAGGAUUGAUCUUACGUACAGACUGGAGGUUGAAAAAGAAAGACGCUCUCAUCCACGGGUUAUCUUUGUGGACACAAACAGUAUCACUUAUGUUCGGAAUUUCUCAAUGCCAGAUAAAAAGUGCCAUUCUGUCUCGCUGCGAUUAAUGGACAAUGUCCAGGAUAAACUUCAACCCAUCUAUAUCACUUUGAGUUACAACAUUGCCAAUAAAACCAAACCAACCAGUGGAAUGGUCGAUAUGAAUGAUUAUCCCAUUUUGAAUGUACUGCGUCAGUACAUUCACACAGAAGAGAUACAUAUUCAGAAAGAAUGUGGGGAGGAUCGGAUCUGCAAAAGCAAUCUCCAAAUGAAGUACCAGUACGGCACUCAAAUGAAGGACGGAAGUUUUUCUCCAAUUGAAAGAGUGAAAGGCAAGCAAAUCUUGAAGUACAAUCCACAAAGCAGACCGCGAGUUAAACUUAUGUUGCAAGUAAAUGUAACAAAUGAAUCAACAGAUCUCAUUGGUGAGGACGCACAUCAGGCCAGGCUGAAUGUUACACUGCCAGACACAUUGUCAUUCGCUGGUUUUCGCAUGGAUAAAAUGACCUGUGAACAAAAGGAGAGUUACACUUUGAUCUGUGAUCUUGGAAACCCUUUCAAAAAAGAUCAGCGUGCUGAAAUCCUUUUAAUCUUCGAAACAACAGGAAUAACACUUCAUACGAGUGAAAUCAUUAUGGGAAUCAAACUUGCAACGGAAAGUGAGCAGAAUGACUUACAUUUAGUUGAGGCAUCGAUACGCAUAGAAAUUCAACUACCAGUUAACCUAGUUCGGUCAAGUAACAACCCAAAGACGUAUUUCAGUGGCACGGUGAUGGGUGAGAGUGGAAUGAAAACAUUUGAUGAUGUGGGAAGUCCUGUGAACUUCACUUUUCAGGUGGACAAUCAAGGAGAGCCUUUGGGUGACCUAGGAGUGCUUUACCUCACUAUUAAUUGGCCAUAUGAAAUCAGUAAUGGAAAGUGGUUGCUGUACCUCACUGAAAUUGAAAUGAGUGGAACAGAAGACCGAUACUGUACACCAGAUGAGUAUAUCGUGAAUGAACUGAAUUUAAAGAAGAACAAUCAAACGGUGCAGCCAGUAAGAACAAAACGGGAUGUAGCGCUUCCAGCUGCCAAUGAGCUCAGAAAACUGACCACACUGACUAAAGGAAAAGGCGAAUUACAGCUAGAAUGCAAAGACAAACACACAGCCCGAUGCAAGCAAUUCAGUUGUCUGCUACGCAAUAUGACUAAACUGGCUACAGUUACGUUCCGAGCACGACUAUGGAAUAGCACGUUUCUUGAGGAAUUCAGGGACUACAGCCGGAUUUCUGUGUACCUGGACGCUUCCUUGCACCUAAAAACACAUAUAACCACAAUCAAAAUGAAAAAAUCAAAUGCAGAAGUGAUUAUCAAUAUUGAAUCCCAAGUUGAUGAAGAACCACCUUACGUGAUCUCUGAAUGGGUCAUUGUAGUGGCUGUGCUGGCAGGAAUUGUACUGCUGAGUAUUAUAAUACUCUUACUAUGGAAGUGUGGUUUCUUCAAGAGAGCGAACACACGAGCUAUGUAUGAAGCCAAAGAGCAAAAGGCUGAAAUCAAGACGCAGCCCUCAGAAACUAAGCGUCUUACUGAUAAUGACUAGUGCUGGUCAACCUCACCUCCUGCUGUUUUUGUGUGGCUUCUUCAAGAGAACAAGAUACUACAGGAGUAUGCCUAAGUAUCAUGCUGUGAAGAUCCGCAAAGAAGAACGUUACUUUAUCACAGAAGGCUUUACAAGGAAGACCCAGAAGAAGCAAUGGGUAACAAACUGGAAAGAAAAGGACAAGCACUAAUGAUUGCUUCUUUCUGAGUUUAUAAAAGGCCACCAUGCUGUGUCCAAAUACUUUUUUAGCAAAUAUUACAGGAAACUCAACCUGUGUACAAACAUUUUAGUUCUAUUUAUGAUAACUUAUGUUUCAGCCAAAUUCAAGAAAAAAUGGGAUAAAGUUUGUAAAGCACAGUGGGAACAAGUUGGAAUCCUCAAUGCUUUUCGUAGCUCAUAAGCUACUGAACGAUGCAGGAGCAUGGUUUCCCUAGUAGAUUAGAUUAAGACUUCAAUGCACUGAAAUAGACAGGGAAGGAGCUGAUGGGAGGGAGGUGGGUUGGAGUAAAUGUAUUAAUUUACACAAGGAAGAGGACAGUUGCUUCCAUUUUAUGAGAAAAUUUCAUUUUGCUGAAUAUAUUGUUCUUUGAUAAUAUCAACUCUAGAACAAAUUGGGUUAAUGUUCAAUUUUUAAGGUUAAGAGGGAAAAUAGAUCCACUUAAAAUCUAGUUUUUAGUAAGGGUAUUUUGUUUGAAAACCAGCUGAAGAAUUCUUGGAACGGUCAGACAUUCCUCACCCCAAUCCCCAAGAGCAUGAAUUCAGUUUAGAGGAGCAACACAAAUUGCAUUCUGGUCAGCCUAUGCAUGUACUAUUGGUGUUGCAUAUUAUUUCCUUUGUCCUACGCUGAACCCUAUUUUAGAACUACUUCCAAGCUAAUGUUAUAGAUGUUCAGAGUUGAUGUGACCUUUCCAUUUGUGCAGUGUCUACUGAAUAACAAUUACAGAAAGUGUAUCAUUCUAUGACAUUGAUACACAGCUAUUAGAAAAAGUGAAAGGUAAAGAUUGUUAACUAAUAUUUUUCUGUACUUGCAAUGUUAAUCUUUUGAUUUCUCUAUUAUCUUUGAAAUAUGGUACUUUUUUAAAAGUUCUAAUCCAUACAGUAGUAUUAAGAGUACCUACACCAAUGUGUUUUCAUGUCGACAGGGCAUUGGUGGGAAACGUGAUAUUCUUUUAUCACUUCAGAUUGGGGUAUUAAUUGGAACUGUGGAUCCAUUAUUUGCCAAUCAGUUUGCUGCUUUGAAAUGAGAUUUAAUGUGAGAAAAGAAAUUUCAGCCAGGUAUUCACUCUCUGCAGCUUACCAUAUAAAUUUACAUAUUAUUGCUUAUUGAAGGUCUUUAGUUUUAAUGGAAAAGCUAUUCAGACAAAAUGGAAGUUGAUGCACAGACAUCAAACUGAAACCUUUCUUUACCUGCUUACUUAAACAAUCAGAAUGUGUAUUUGUAUUUACACAUCCAUAGAACAUUGCAAAAAUUUGUAAGAAAGUAAACAGUGAUACCAUUAUUUUUUUUAAAUAAUAUAUACCUUGAGAACUUUAGAUUUAAAUUUAAAUUUGAGUUGAUAUGCCCUGUUCCUGACAUUUAUGUUAAUCAUUUAGCUGUUAAUGUAAGUCCUCCAUAUUAUAUUUUAAAAUAUAAAUAGAGGAUAGCAUCUCUUUUAAAAUACAGGACAUAUAGCUACUAUUAUAGUAAUUAUGCGUAUGUCUGUGUAUAGAAGAUAGUUCGUGAUUUGGUUCCUGGAGUAGCUAAAAUCUCCAGUAAAUGCAAAUAAAUUGACUCUAAGACAAAGAUUGUUUUUUUUCUUUAUCUUAGUUUAUCCAUUUAAAUUAUUGGACAACUUGCAACCAUUCUAAGAUCUGGCUUGGUUAAUAGCUGCAGCUUGGUUCAAUCAGAAUAAAAGUUAUUUAAGAUUAAAAUAUAAAUUACUGCUUACUACUGUGUUCAAUUCUUGACAGCAUACUUAAAAAAGAAUGCCAAAACUUUGACAGGGAUGUAAAAUAAAGUUUUACCAGAGUGGUACCAAGUCUGAAAAAAAAAUGUCAGCUUAGCGGAGAAAGUGAGGGAAAUGGUGUUAUUCUCCACUAACCAGAGAAGGUUAAAGGGAUUUAAUAGAGGUGUUCAACACCAAGGAGGAAGAUUAUAGACUAAUGAGAAAAAAUACUUCCAUUGGCAGGCAAAAUCAGGAAACACAGGUUUAAGGUAAUUAGUGAAAGAAGUAGUGGUGAGAACAAGUUUAUGCAGCAAGUUGGUGUGAUCAAGAAUGCAUACUCUGAAUUCUAUUGGGUGGUGGAAGCAGAUUUGGUUGGUUACUGCUGUGUUUUAUAUUCUUAACUGCUGAACAUUUAACAAAUAUAUAAAUAUGUCACAGAACUAAGAAAUUCUUUUACUAAGAUUUGUAAAUAUAUGGCAUUCUAUUAAAUGGAUGUAGGGAUUCUGUUUUGCUACUGUAGUCUUUGUUGUAUCAAUUGUAUUAAUACUGUAUAAAAUAGUAAUUACUGUUUCUGAAGUUACUGAACUGGGUAAUGUCUUUUUAAUAGUUUGUGCUACUGGAAUAUCUGAAUAAAAGUUUUGAUAAAAAACUUAUGAAA